Messenger RNA from Salvia hispanica, 928 nucleotides. RefSeq names its product homeobox protein SBH1-like. NCBI's taxonomy places the organism in Eukaryota, Viridiplantae, Streptophyta, Magnoliopsida, Lamiales, Lamiaceae. The record is from RefSeq and is a predicted model, not a curated record. Gene Ontology annotation, cellular component: nucleus. Gene Ontology annotation, biological process: regulation of DNA-templated transcription. Gene Ontology annotation, molecular function: DNA binding; DNA-binding transcription factor activity, RNA polymerase II-specific.
AUCAUGCCACAUUUUGUAGCUGCUAGGUUUUAAUAAGUUGUCUUAUUCUGCCCUAACUGUUUCCAAUACACCUCCUUCCUCCAUUCCGAAAUUUGUAAUUCUUCCAUGGAAAGAGAAAAGAUCAUCUCUCACCCUUACUUCCACCGCCUCCUGACUGCUUAUGUUAACUGUCAAAAGGUAGGAGCUCCGGCUGAAAUGGCAGCGAGACUGGAGGAAGCGUGUGCGAGUGCGGGGGCGAGGAGGGGUGAGGGUGGGUGCGUGGAGAGUGGAGAUCCGGCGCUUGACCAAUUCAUGGAGGCUUACUGUGAAAUGCUGAUCAAGUACGAGCAAGAACUCUCUAAGGCAUUGACAGAAGCCACGCUUUUCUUUGCAACAGUUCAGCGCCACUUCCAAGCCUUCACUUUCUGCUUCUCCGAUUCUUCUGCUCAUACCACUACCACUACCACUACCACUAGAGAGAUGAGUAUGAUAGAGGAUGAAGAAGAGAAAUUGAAAGAGGAGCUACUGGAAAAAUACAGAGGCUGUUUGGGCAAUCUCAAGGAGGAAUUCUCCAAGAAAAAGAAGAAUGGAAAGCUUCCUAAACAAGGAAGGCAGCAGUUGCUCAACUGGUGGAACAGACAUUACAAAUGGCCUUAUCCAUCGGAGGCGGAGAAGACGGCGCUGGCUGAGUCCACGGGUUUGGAGCAGAAGCAGAUCAGCAACUGGUUCAUCAACCAAAGGAAGCGCCAUUGGAAACCUGCAUCUUCCAACAACGUUAACGCUGCUGUUACACUUCAUUUUCAUUAACUAUUUUCUACUCCAUAAAUCUACCCAUUUCUUUAAAUUCUAGGAAUUUAAUUUCUCACCAAAUUCACAAUAUGCUAUAUUUUGAUUCUGCUGUUCCGAAUUUGGACAAGAUAUUACCCUCAUGCUGCUAUUGCAUCUAUUU